AUGAAGCGAUUUUGGAUAUUAGGUCUCAUCUGUGCUUUGCUUGCGUUUACUUCUGUCACAGCGGAUAGUGAUGUUGAGGUUGACGGCAUGGUGGAGGACGACCUGGGCAAAAGCCGCGAUGGCUCCAGAACGGAUGACGAGGUGGUCCAGAGGGAGGAGGAAGCUAUUCAGCUGGAUGGCUUGAACACGGCUCAGAUAAAGGAGCUGCGUGAGAAGUCAGAGAAACAUGCCUUCCAGGCGGAGGUGAACAGGAUGAUGAAGCUGAUCAUUAACUCUCUGUACAAGAACAAGGAGAUCUUCCUCAGAGAACUGAUUUCCAACGCUUCCGAUGCCCUGGAUAAGAUCCGGCUGAUUUCACUAACGAAUGAAGAUGCGCUUGCUGGAAACGAAGAGCUAACAAUUAAGAUCAAGUCUGACAAGGAGAAGAACAUGUUGCAUAUCACUGACACUGGUAUCGGCAUGACGAAAGAGGACCUGAUUAAGAACUUGGGGACCAUCGCCAAGUCUGGCACCAGCGAGUUUCUCAAUAAAUUGACAGAUAUGCAGACAGAUGGCCAGUCCACGUCUGAGCUCAUUGGGCAGUUCGGUGUGGGCUUCUACUCUGCCUUCUUGGUGGCCGACAAGGUCAUUGUCACAUCCAAGCACAACAAUGAUACCCAGCAUAUCUGGGAGUCAGACUCCAAUUCUUUCUCUGUCAUCGAGGAUCCCAGAGGAGAUACCCUAGGGAGGGGAACCACUAUCACUUUGGUGAUGAAGGAGGAGGCGUCUGACUACCUUGAACUGGAGACCAUCAAGAACCUGGUGAAGAAAUAUUCCCAGUUCAUUAACUUCCCCAUCUAUGUCUGGAGCAGCAAGACUGAGACGGUGGAGGAGCCUAUUGAAGAUGACGAGGCAGCAGAGAAGAAAGAAACUCCUGAAGAUGAGGCUGAGGUUGAGGAGGAAGAGGAGAAGGAGGAGAAGCCCAAGACAAAGAAGGUUGAGAAGACUGUGUGGGACUGGGAGUUGAUGAAUGAUAUCAAGCCAAUCUGGCAAAGGCCUGCAAAGGAGGUGGAAGAAGACGAAUAUAAAGCAUUUUACAAGACCUUCUCCCGGGACACGGAUGAACCGCUGUCCUACAUCCACUUUACUGCUGAGGGAGAAGUCACGUUUAAAUCCAUCCUCUUCGUUCCUGCAACGGCUCCACGGGGUCUCUUUGACGAGUAUGGCUCGAAAAAGAAUGACUUCAUCAAGCUGUUUGUUAGGCGAGUGUUCAUCACAGAUGACUUCCAUGACAUGAUGCCCAAAUAUCUGAACUUUGUGAAGGGUGUGGUCGACUCUGAUGACCUUCCCUUGAAUGUGUCCAGAGAGACGCUGCAGCAACACAAACUGCUUAAGGUCAUUCGCAAGAAGCUUGUCCGCAAGACGCUGGACAUGAUCAAGAAGAUCGCUGAGGAGCAAUACAACGAGAAGUUUUGGAAAGAGUUUGGGACCAACAUCAAGUUGGGUGUGAUUGAGGACCACUCCAACAGAACGCGCCUUGCCAAGCUGCUCCGCUUCCAGACGUCACACAGUGAAACCGUACCAUCCAGUCUGGAGCAGUAUGUGGAGAGGAUGAAGGAGAAGCAAGACAAGAUCUACUUCAUGGCUGGGACCAGCAGGAAAGAGGCUGAGUCUUCACCCUUUGUGGAGAAGCUGUUGAAGAAGGGCUAUGAGGUGAUCUACCUGACAGAACCUGUGGAUGAGUACUGCAUCCAGGCCCUGCCUGAAUUUGAUGGAAAGCGCUUCCAGAAUGUUGCCAAGGAGGGGAUAAAGUUUGACGAGAGUGAUAAAGCCAAGGAGAAAAGGGAGGCUUUGGAAAAGGAAUUUGAGCCCCUUACCACCUGGAUGAAGGACAAAGCUCUGAAAGAUAAAAUCGAGAAGGCAGUUCUUUCCCAGAGACUGACCAGCUCCCCCUGUGCACUUGUAGCUAGCCAAUAUGGAUGGUCUGGUAACAUGGAAAGGAUUAUGAAAGCUCAGGCCUACCAGACAGGAAAGGACAUUUCAACAAAUUACUACGCAAGUCAGAAGAAAACACUGGAAAUCAAUCCUAAACAUCCACUUAUCAAGGAGAUGCUGAAACGUGUCGAUGCCAACUCUGAAGACCAGACGGCUUCCGAUUUGGCUGUGGUGCUGUUUGAGACUGCCACACUGCGCUCAGGAUACCAGCUGUCUGAUACCAAGGCCUAUGGGGACCGAAUAGAGCGUAUGCUGAGACUCAGUAUGAAUGUGGACCUUGAAGAGCAGGUGGAGGAGGAGCCAGAAGAAGAACCGGAACCAGCUGAGGAAGAGGAGGCUGAGGAUGAAGAGGAAACUAAAGAGGAAGAAAUGGAUUCAACAGAAAAAGAUGAACUUUAAGGCACUAUAAGACGGAAAUGUGGCUGGGCGCUGAAGAUUCAGCCAGAUCCAUCAAGUGUCCUGCUUGGAGUUUCUGGUGGCUGGGGGGUGGGGAGGGACUGUCUGGUCUAGGUUUGUUUGUGUUUUUUAAAAAGCAUUCCUCAUGACUGUAAAUUUGUUAAUAUUUAACUGACCAUUUUUAUGGAGCGAGAUCAUCCUGCCAUGUGAACCAUUAAAUGUUUCUGGAAAGGGA
Messenger RNA from Paramormyrops kingsleyae, 2605 nucleotides. RefSeq names its product heat shock protein 90, beta (grp94), member 1 (gene hsp90b1). NCBI's taxonomy places the organism in Eukaryota, Metazoa, Chordata, Actinopteri, Osteoglossiformes, Mormyridae. Gene Ontology annotation, molecular function: ATP-dependent protein folding chaperone; ATP hydrolysis activity; ATP binding. The record is from RefSeq and is a predicted model, not a curated record. Gene Ontology annotation, biological process: protein folding.